Molecule: messenger RNA, 4140 nt
Organism: Stegastes partitus (bicolor damselfish)
Lineage: Eukaryota; Metazoa; Chordata; Actinopteri; Pomacentridae
Product: zinc finger protein 703-like
Exons: 2
Coding region: 389-2182 (597 amino acids)
Biological process (GO): negative regulation of DNA-templated transcription
Cellular component (GO): nucleus
Source: RefSeq, a predicted model, not a curated record
CGGCUGCUGCACUUUGAAGUCCGCCUGUUGUGAUCAGUGAGCUGCCGAAGUCCGGACCGAAGGCACGCAGUGGGACAUUUCCUCUCAACGCUCGGGAGUCUACGAAGCGAUCUCUGGUCUUUUUUUUAACGCCUCGACAAGAAAGGACGCUGUUGUGCCGUUUCGUGGACUUUUGUUGUUGUUGUUGUUGUUGUUGUGGAUUCGAAAUCGGAGUGUAGGAGCCAUGUCGGAGCUGAAGAUGCUUCAAACCAAGUAGCGCACCGGGACUGAGAGGCUUCUCCGUCCUUCGGGACAUUUAAGGACGCCCAGCUGUGUUUUUGUGUCUGCUUGGAUUACAUUUACGCAUCACAAAGUAACGCACAUCUCAAAGCGCUGCGCCCUCUCUCCAAUGAAAUAUCUCCCUUCAGGAUCAGCUACGGAUCGAGUCAGUCAGCGGAUCGAGCUCAGUGAGACCACCGACUCUAAAAACUCUCGUCCCGGUGCCGUGGUCUCUUUGUUGACCCCUCUGGACCCACUUCGGCAGGCAAAGCGGCUCCCUAUCCGAGUCAUCAAGAUGUUGACGGCGCACACUGGACACUUGCUACACCCGGAAUAUUUACAGCCUCUAACGUCCGCACCAGUCAGCAUCGAGCUGGAUGCCAAGAAGAGUCCCCUGGCCCUGCUGGCUCAGACCUGCUCUCAGAUCGGUAAACCAGACCCUCCGUCCUCCUCCAAGCUGGGCUCCUCCUGCAGCCAGGGGGACAAGGAGCCCAGCAGCCGGUCAUCCAGCCUGAAGCUGGGGGAGCACCGCCCCUCCCUGGACGAUAAAUCCAGCUUCAAGCCUUACAACAAAGGCAGCGGAGACUGUCGCAGAGACACAGUCACCAGCAGCAGCAGCAGCAGCAGCUCCAGCAGCGAUAAAGCCGGCUUCAGGGUGCCCAGCAGCAGCAACGUUACCACUAAUGGAAAUUCGAGCAGCGGCGGUCAGCAGAGCUACCCGCCUCACGCUGCUUCACCCAGCUCCAGAGGCAGCAGCAGCACCCCACCUGGACAGCAGCAGCAUCACAAACAGAGCCAGUCUCCUGGUGGACAGCCCACCUCGCACUCCCACACUGCCAACGGUGAAGCUGCACACGAGCAGGGCAGUCCCACGAGCACGAGCAAUAACAAUAAUAAUAGUAAUAAUCCCAAAAAAGACAUUGAUGUAAACAAGGCUGGCUCAGACAGUCCGCAUCACGCCAACUCCAGUCUGGUUCGAGCCAGCACAAACUGCAGCAACGGCAGCUCCGACGGCGGUUCCAACCACGAUGGAGGUAAAGCCGAGCCCUCCCAGCCGAACCUCGGCCCCGGACACAUUACCCCCAUCUCUCCCUACAAGACGAGCCAGCCGCUCUUCCCCCUGCCCUCCUCCAACAUGGGCUACCACGGAUCUGUGGUGGGGGGAUACGCAGGCUACCCGUCCCAGUUUGUUCCUGGGCUCGACCCGACCAAGUCGAGCCUCAGCGUGGGAAGCAUGGGAGUACCAGGGAAGCACCCGAGCUCCAGCCCGCUCACGGGUGCCUCCCCCCCUUCCUUCAUGCAGGGUUUAUGCAGGGACCCGUACUGCCUGAGCUACCCCAGUGUCUCCCAUCUUGGUGGAAGCAACUGCAACUCCUGCAUCCACGACCCGUCCUCCACCCUCAAAUCCAGCUUCCCUCUGGUGUAUCCGUCCCACCCGCUCCACUCCCUCCACCAGAGCUCACUGUCGUCCAGCGUGUCCUCCUCCCUGUCUCACCCCCUCUACACCUAUGGCUUCAUGCUCCCCAACGACCCCCUGCCUCACGCCUGUAACUGGGUCUCUGCCGGAGGGCCGUGCGACAAGCGUUUCGCCACGUCAGACGAACUCCUGGCUCACCUCCGCACGCACACGGCUCUGCCCGUGGGGAUGGACAGCAAGCUGCUCUCGGUUUCCUCGUCUGGACCCGCCUCCUGCCACCUUCACCUCCCUCACCAGAGCAGUCCAGGCUCCAUGCCCAGCUCCCUCUCUCUCAGGGCUCCCCCCAGCCUGGGCUUAGCUCGCUAUCACCCCUAUAGCAAGGUCCAUCUGCCCCCUGGACCCUCGUCCAUCUCUCUGCACUCUCUGCCCACCACGGGCCCCUACUACCCCCACUACGCCCUCUACAGUCAAAGACUUGGUUCUGCAUCUGCUCUUGGAUACCAGUAAUACGCAGCACACUUAAAUGUUUAUCAGAAUGGUGCGACAUGUUUUUUUUUGAAAUACGCCUAUUUGUCUUCUGGCAGAGAGUUAAAUCAGAACACUGAUGGCACUCUCUUAUCUGUCUCUUAAAUAUGAAGCUACAGGCAGCAGCCAGUUAGCUUAGCUUAGCAUAAAGCGGGGGAAAACUGGGGAACAGCAGAAUCCACCUAUCAGCAACCGUAAAGCUCAUGAUGUUUAAACUAAAAUCAUGGCAUGAAAACAUCAUGACUCAAGACUCCAGGCGAGAAAUAAUGAAACACGUGGCUUCUCAUAAAACGUGAAAUUGUUGGUUGUACUUUAUGGUUUAAACUUUUUUAAUCCUUUGAACCUCAAGCAGUUAUUGGGCAUGUUUUGCCCCCAUUCUUGCCUCCUGUUUUCUCUGUUUAAACACAGCCUGCAGGUCAGCCCAGUUCACCUGAAAUGCCCAUAGGUGUUACUAAUGCUGGACAAAAACAAAAAAGAGAACUCUACAUACUAUCGCUAUUUUACAACUUCCGCAUCGUCUCCCAUCUACUUUGUGCAACCAGCCUGCAGUUCAGUCGACACGUGUCAUGUGACUGUUGAGUCACUAAUAGCUUCACGAUUACACAAAUGUGCUCAGAAUUCUUUCUCUUUUUACAGAAUCUGAUUCAUGCAAAUGCUUUAUAUUUGGCAAAUUUUUAAACAAAAUGCGUAGAAUAAAGUGAUUUUGAUGAAAUAUUGUGUUUUUAAGCUUAGAUUCUGAGUUUCCUGAUGAAAUGGCAUGUGAUCAAUUCAAAGACCAUUGGAGCAAAAAAUGUUUCUGCUUCGAUAAGUACUGUAAUUUGGGCAUUUUUAAAAAAUAAAACAACAUGGCGUUUAAACCUGCAAGUGGGUUCUGGAGCUCAGAUGAUUCUACUAACAUCAUGUAAUGUGUUAAAGGUGCAAGUCUGUAUCAUCACACUGAGCCACGCUAGCUGUUUCCCCCUGCUUCUAUUGUUUAUGCUAAGCUACGCUAACUAGCUGCUGGCUGAAACAUAAUAUUAAGCAGGCAGACAUCACGGUAGUGUCAGUCCUCUCAAACAGGAAGCCAUUGGGCACAUUCACAAAAAUGUUGAGCUAUUACUUUAAGUUAGUAGUUAAUUGUGGCAAGUUGCUGCUUUCUCUGACUUCAGACCGGAUUUGUGGAACUAGGAAGGGGCGCGCCAGUCCUGGAUUUUGACUUGAGAGCCGCUUCACACUUGGUUUAUGCUUUAUAUAUGAGAUGGUGUUUCUAAUCAGUCCCACUCCUAAAGAUCAGAGGACACAUGGCUCUUACACGUCUGCACAUUGCUUGGAUACUUCUGCAACAGACGUGACGGCCCUGAGGUGACUUUGGCCGCCCCGUGGGCUUGGCAAAUUGAUGGUUGGACGCUGUGUAAAAAGCUCUUGGAUGUUCAGGGUUCUUGCUGCAAAUGAUGAUGAUUUAGUGCAGAAAAAUGCGGCGUGUCCGGGAUGGCAGUCAGCAGCAGCAGCCUUGGGCUGAUGUAAGCCUGGCCGCGGCCGCCUCCUCCCUGCAAGAGAUGCAUGUAAGCUCAACACAGCAGACACACUUAACAGCCCCACGGUUUGUGAUGAUUUGUUUUGGUUCCUUAUGUUUGGUUUAUUCCUACUGAGAAGUUGUAUUUAUUUUAUACGGGGAAUCUGAUUUUAAUGUUUACCAUAUAAAUCUGUUCUCAUUUUACGGUCCUCUGAGCAGACAUGUGGGAAGCCAGAUGACAGGUGUUGAAUAUGUCGUGUCUUAACACUUCUUCUAGAAUGAAUGUUGAAAUCACAUCUCGCUCCCAACUCCUUUUUGAUUGUUUUUAUUUUCACAGCAAAUCAAUAAAACUGAGAUGUGAUAUUUUUUGUAAAAUUGGAGCACCCUGUGGGGGGAUCCAACGAAAGGGGAGGUCAUAUUUUGGUAAAUAAAUAACACUGAAGAUGUA